Clupea harengus (Atlantic herring) is the source of this 3195-nucleotide messenger RNA. It is a transcript of the gene slc25a16, whose product is annotated as solute carrier family 25 member 16. Lineage: Eukaryota; Metazoa; Chordata; Actinopteri; Clupeiformes; Clupeidae. Gene Ontology annotation, biological process: transmembrane transport. Gene Ontology annotation, cellular component: mitochondrial inner membrane. The record is from RefSeq and is a predicted model, not a curated record.
AAUUAUUGUUAUUAUUAGUAUUAUUAUUAUUACUGCUGCUGCUAUUACUAGACUACUACUAAGCUACUACUACAUUCACUUUCACUCACAGGCUUUGCGUGGCGUUGUGUAUGGAGAAAACAUUGAAUAUGGUGUCCUAUUUAACAAUUAUUACAUGAAGAAGUCAGACGUGCUUAUUUCGUUUUAGUUUAUGUAUACGCCAGGUAUCUUUCACAUUAUAUGGCCCCUCUUCAAUUAUAUUAAGGGAAGUUAAACUUCAGCCUAUUUACCCUACGUAAUAUAUAUGCGACAAAUAGCUGUCGAGGAGGUGCUGACGACUGAAGGGCACAGCAGACACGUGCCAAAAUAGCAAAGACCUACACGGAAAUGUGUGAGUCUUGACAACUAGAAUCAUGGCAACGGAGGCAUCGGUCUCCUCACCUGGGCGCCCCCAGAUCCCAACCCCCACGCAGAGGGACUAUUAUUGGGUGCGCUCUUUCGUAGCUGGAGGUGUGGCAGGAUGCUGUGCCAAGUCAACUAUUGCUCCUCUUGACAGAGUGAAGAUUUUAUUACAAGCCCAUAGCCCUCAUUACAAAGACCUUGGUGUGAUAGCCACCCUCAAGGCUGUGCCAAAAAAGGAGGGUUUCCUUGGCCUGUAUAAAGGAAAUGGGGCCAUGAUGGUUAGAAUAUUUCCCUAUGGAGCCAUUCAGUUCAUGGCUUUUGACAACUACAAAAAGUUUCUUAACAAACGGUUAGGGAUAUCUGGUCACAUCCAUCGACUCCUGGCUGGGUCAAUGGCAGGUAUGACGGCCGUUAUUUGUACUUACCCACUGGAUGUAGUUCGAGCCCGCCUUGCCUUUCAAGUGACUGGACACCAUCGCUAUACAGGCAUUGUCAAUGCUUUUCAGACAAUAUAUCUGAAGGAGGGCGGCUACUCUGGCUUCUAUCGUGGUCUGACGCCCACCCUUAUUGGCAUGGCUCCUUAUGCAGGGUUCUCCUUCUUCACCUUUGGAACGCUCAAGAGUCUGGGCCUCGCCCACGCCCCAGAGCUCUUGGGCCGGCCAUCAUCAGACAACCCGGACGUGCUGGUGCUGAAGCCGCAGGUUAACCUGUUGUGUGGGGGCAUCGCUGGCGCCAUCGCCCAAACCAUAUCUUAUCCUCUGGAUGUGGCACGCAGGAGGAUGCAGCUCGGAUCGGUCCUUCCAGAUUCUGAAAAGUGUUCUUCUCUUACAAAUACCUUGAAGCAUGUGUACAGUCAGUACGGGAUUAAGGCUGGACUGUAUCGCGGUCUGUCACUCAACUACAUCCGCUGUAUCCCCUCCCAAGCUGUGGCCUUCACCACCUAUGAGUUCAUGAAGCAGGUGCUGCACCUGAACUAGAGCAGGAACACUGGAGUGGUCUGGAGGAGUUCCCCUGUAGGCAUGCAGCCGCCUUUGGCCUUUCCCCUUCGAACACAGACUGCCAGCUCUGUUGACCAGCCGUGUCAGCGUCGGAUGGGGCGGGGGGGGGUGUUGAAGUGGUAGCACCACACCACAGUCUGGCUAAACCUGUCACUACACCCCCACAAUUACCCUGUCAAGAGGGGAAUCAAAACAAAACAACAACAAAACAUCAUCGAUCAUCUGGAAUGUUCUUAUUUCAAUGCAUUUAGUUAGUGAUGGAAGAACUAGUAAUCACCAUAAAAAACUGGCUUCACCUACUUAAGCCCCCCCAUCUCCCCAACACCAAACAGCAACAAAUAACACCCUCGCCAGGGAUUAUAUAAUUUCAUUUAUAACACUACAUUAAUAGAGAAUGUUAUUUGUGGUUUCAUAAUGAGAAUCACGUCAUCUUCUAACUAACAGCGUUUCAGUUUUAAAGGGGGGUCACUGUUCCUCUCUUUGAUCUGUGUCUUUUGUUUUAUUGGGUUCAUAUUUAAUUUCUUAAGUGUUACCUGUUAGUGUCAUUGUGAAUGACAGUUUCAGAUGUGACUGCAAAUCAGAAGCCCACAAACAACUUUCAUUGUAGCAGAUUGAGAUUGAUUCUUUUUGGCAAUUGAAGAUGAGACAUGUUGAGCUUUGUUGCUGUGGUACAGGUUUUGGGUCCAAUGCCUUUGUUUUGUGUGCGCUCCUGUGUUUAUUUGCACUAUGCCCAUCAGAAUUCUACAAAAUGAACAAAUGACUUCACAUUACUCCAUGCUACUUUUCUUUCUCGCUCAGUUAUGCAGUCAUGCUACACAUGUAAUGAGCUUUUCUUCUUCAUCUUUUGCUUUUCAGUCCCCUGAUUAUAUAUUGUCCAUGUUUGUCGUUUUAAAAUGUAGUUCUGUUUCGUUCAAUUAGGAAUUUCAUUCAGAUUAGAACUUAGUAUAAUGAUUAUGAAUGAGCUAUUUUGUGUGUUGCGUCACACACCGUAAUCAGGUACUGUCAGUUCAUGAUUUCACAUCUCAAGGCUGUUUUUCAUCACAUCAGUAUGAAUGAGUGAAUGCUGUGGGCAACCAUACUGUGAUCUCUAUCUUUAUUUUGGGGCAAUCUGCACUUUGUAAACUUUUUGUCUCGCCUCAUAUUAAUUUAAGUGUACUUUUAUUUCUGUCCACAUGAUGGCAGUAUGGGGCUUGAUCUCUUUUGUUUACAUGCAAUUUUCAAUCCCCCAGCCUUCCUAACAAUAACGCACACAUUUGAUAUGUGGGAUUUCUGUGCUGGUGUCAAGCACUGUAUGUAUAUGAGUAGAGUGUGUUGCUCCACCAAAGGAAUUAAAGGGAAAGUUUACGCUUUCAUGUCUCGUGCGCUGAAACUUGCACCUUUAUAUACAAGGAUUACAUAUUGUGUGUGUGUGUUCAUAUUGUUGUCAGACAUUCACUCUUGCAGUAAUGUUUCUAGUGUCAAAUGUUGUGCUAUACAAAUCACAUCAUUUUUAGCAUAAGCCAUUGAAACAGACAUUUGUAAUUUUGAAAGAUUGCAUCAAAUAUGUGUUGAAUGCCAUUUAAGAUUUUCUGUUUAUUUUGUAAAAUAUUUAAAAUACAUAGCUGCUCUGUCAAUCUAGACGAUAAUUUGUAUAAGUAAUAAACUGUAUGAAACAGUUUGUUCUUGAUGAUAAUGCUGAGUUUGGUGAAGACUAAGGUAUAGAGAGAAACUUUAUGUAGAGCAGAAUCAACUACUGCGUACGCCUUGUGUAUUUGCAGUCCUCAACUGUUAUUGCUUAUGUUGUGCUUAUGCUCAAUUAAAGAUGUUAUGGAUUUGA